AUGGAUGCACCCAAUGACCAAUCAGCAGGGCGCUCAGACCCGCCUUCGGCACCAAUUGAUACUUCCGAGCUACUUCAGGAAGCCAGUCGCAGGCUAAAUGUCGUACCUAUCCCGGGCUCUGUUGCUACGAAUAAUAUUGACGCCGUUCUCGAGGGCCACAGCCUCAUGACAACGAAACAAGCCUAUGAUCUCCUUAGAGACUUGGGUGUACCUCGCGAUGUCAUCCUUAGUAUAUCUCAAUACGGCCAGGAUCAGUCAAGAGAAGACAAUGACGGCCGAACCCAGCAACUUCCCCAGCAGGAGAAAGAUGUUCAAGAUCUCGUUUCUCUAUUGUUUCAAAAAGGGUGGGAACGAAAGUACCCCCAUUAUGUCGCCGACACAUCUCAGUCUCGACCUCCCAAUCCAAGUCUUAUGCCAAUGAUUAACCCAGUUCAUUACAACGAUCUUGACUCUAAUAUAUUGAGAUAUGCGCCUCAUCUACGCCCGGAAAACAUUAUCCCGCCAAUGGCAGGACUUUUAAGACAGAAUCCUCAGACUCUACAGGUUUCAAGGAAAUCCGAUGCCAAAGACUUCAAGGAUAGAGAUCCUAGCAUCGUGAUAGUCUAUAUUGUCGGCCCUCCGGGCUCGGGAAAAACGGAAGUCGCCAAAGCAAUAUGCGGAAGAUUUAACUUUCACUAUCUUGGUGUUGCGGAGAUUCUCCAGCAGGAGCGCGAGGAUCCUGAAAGCCCCUAUCGUGAUAUUUUGAAUGAUAUGCUUCCCAAAGGCCUUCUCGGGCCCUACAAGAUGGUUCCCUCGAUGUUGAUUUCUGAGAUAGUCAAAGAAAUGUCUCAGGGCUUCAAACAAGUUUUUGUCAUCGAUGGGUUUCCGCGAGGUCUUGACCGUGCCCAAUAUUUUGAAAGCGUCCUUCAACCAUGCGACCAGGUCAUAGAAUUCUUGUGCGACGACGAAAUUGCAUUUAAUCGGAUGAUGUCAGAUGCUAGAUCCCGGAUGAUUGAGCCUAAUCUAGAAGAACUAGCUGAAACAUUCAAUACCCGCCUCAAAAAACAUCGCAAAGAGGUUGCAAUCGUCACUCAUUAUUAUCGACAGCUUGGGAAAGUUAUGAGCGUCGAUGCAGAGGUUCCUUUUAGCAAAGUUAUGAAACAAAUGGAGCUCAAGUUGAAAGAUCUCGUCAUCGAUGGGUAUGUGGGAAACAGAAAGGAAACUGUGGACGAAAGGAACCAAAAGGCCUGGCAAGAGAUGAAAAAGAUGGUUGAACAACAGUUCAUGAACCGCGCCUACUCACUCACAGCCCUGGCAGCUAGGGAAGGGUAUGAUCCUACAAUUGAUGAUUCUGGUGCCGAUGAAGAAAUGGAUGAUGUUGAGGAAGAAGAUGAGAGGGAUAGGACAGAUGACGAAGAAAAAGAAGAAGAAGAAGAAGAAGUCGGAGCGGGUUCACUGAACCAAAAUCAGAACGAUGUUCGUUUCCAACAAGCGAGCAAGCCAGCGAUGGCUCUUCAAGUCGUCCCACCUCAUAUACCUCCUCAAACUGCCAUUUCUCGACAACCAGAUUACUCGGAAUCGCCACAGAUGAAUGAUGGUACUAAUAAAGGAAUUCAAGGCGUCCGACAAUAUUCUACUUUUAACCAAACGAAGGUUUUGGAGAAAGCCGACAAAACUCCGGAGAAUAACGGCUAUCACAUGGGCGGUAAAGCGAACGAUGGUGCUUCAUAUACUACUAAUCAUUCGUCGGAUGAACUAGAAAGUGAUAGUAGCAUGCGCACUAAGAAUGCAGGGAAGACACCAGGUCCAAAGCAGACGCAAAAUCCGAACCGAAACUCUUGGCCAUCAGGCGAACCCCUUCCACCGAAUCUCGAAGAUUUGAAGCCUUGUUCCCCUGAACGGAUAACUACCCCGACUUCAUCUAGCUUUGCCAAACGCCUAAAAUCCAUUCGGCGGAAAAUAUCAGGCACACUUUCAAGUGGUUCGGAAUCCGGUGCAUCAGCUCGCGAAAAACUCAAGGCAAAGCUCUCAUUGACUUCCUUGAGACGAAGGAAGAAGCGCGCUGAGGGCGAGGAGAGUGAGGAAGAAUCAGAGGGGUUGGGGGGGAUGAAUGCGGGUGAUAGUACCAGUUGUUAA
Messenger RNA from Orbilia oligospora ATCC 24927, 2115 nucleotides. RefSeq lists its product as uncharacterized. Gene Ontology annotation, biological process: nucleobase-containing compound metabolic process. Gene Ontology annotation, molecular function: ATP binding; AMP kinase activity. Lineage: Eukaryota; Fungi; Ascomycota; Orbiliomycetes; Orbiliales; Orbiliaceae. Gene Ontology annotation, cellular component: cytoplasm. The transcript is spliced from 2 exons. Bases 1 to 2115 code for a protein of 704 amino acids. The record is from RefSeq and is a predicted model, not a curated record.